Bombus huntii is the source of this 9356-nucleotide messenger RNA. RefSeq lists its product as uncharacterized. Gene Ontology annotation, molecular function: peptide binding; G protein-coupled receptor activity. Gene Ontology annotation, biological process: G protein-coupled receptor signaling pathway. Bases 449 to 1918 code for a protein of 489 amino acids. The transcript is spliced from 11 exons. Gene Ontology annotation, cellular component: membrane; photoreceptor outer segment. The record is from RefSeq and is a predicted model, not a curated record. NCBI's taxonomy places the organism in Eukaryota, Metazoa, Arthropoda, Insecta, Hymenoptera, Apidae.
CCGAGCCGAGAGUACCGCAGGAGGCCAGAAUCGCGAUCUCUCGCUCUCUCUGUAUCCUCGUUCGUGUCUAUUUUCUUUCUCCUUACCCUCUUACACACCCUCGCAUUUACAACAUACUCAGCUUCCCACACGUUCGUAUCUGUCGCGUUAUCGUAUAAUCAAUUAUACAUAUGACACACGGAGACAAAAGUUUCAUUGACCAGUGAGAAACGUGGUGGCGGUGGUGAAGACCGGUAGUGGUGGCAAGAAAAGUGGUAGUGGUUGUGAAAGUGGUGGUGGUUGGUAGGGGGUGGUGAUACUUGUCGUAGUAAAUAUGGUGAAUUUUCACGGAGACACACCCCCGGAGAAGACGUGACACUAGGGGGAUGAGAGGACCGGUGAUCAGGCUCGCGGUUGGAUUUAAGUCCCGCAGCAAGCGACUGGUUCUUAGACUGGACCGGGUUAACUGAUGGCGAUGAUCGGGGCCAAUCUACGAUUCGGCAUCGGCGCGUCGGGAAACGGGUCGUCGAACGCGACCAAGGUGUUCCAGUGUCAUCCAGGUGGUGCAACCGAGGCCACUCUCAUCUUCAGCCUCGGCGCUCUCGGCAUGGGCGCCAACUUCCUGCUGAUGGCGCUGAUCCUGGCCAAACGCCAGUUGCGAAGAUGGUCACAGGGGUUGCUGUUCCACCAAGCGAUGGUGGAUUGCGCUCGAGCUGCGAUUUUAUUGCCCCUCGGAUCGAGCAUACUCAACUGUCAGCCGAUGACCAAGUGUUCCCUGGUGGAGACAGCGUUUCUGCUGCUGGUGACAGUCUCGACGGUGAACAUGUUGACGACAGUGCUGAACGACAGUCCGAUUUUCCCGGAAACCGACGAGGAGGCAGACCUAGCGGCUCCUUUGCUCAUGGAUUCGCCUCAGUGCGUGUUAUUCGGCACGUUCAUGAUAUGGUUCGCGAGCAUCACCAUCAACCUGGGCCCGACAUUUUUAAGCGGAGCGCUAGCAGCGAACACGGAAUCGGGCCACAAUGCACCGAGCUGCCCUCUGGUACAUGGUCCAUUCCGCCAUUACAUCCUAAACGUACUCUGGAUCGCCAUCAAUUUGAUUUGCGUCGGUCUCACCCUCAUCCAUCUUCGAAAACUGCACAAAGACCUGGCCAAGGCGAACGUUGAAGCGGUAAAGGUAGCACUACUAACGAUUCUCGUGAAUACAACGGGUAACCAACAAACGAACGCGGUUCCUGAAAAUUCUGCCGCAUCUACGAACGGUGGCACGCCCAAGAGGAGCGGAGCGGCGGAGGAGCACCGGAAAAUGAGGAAUUACUUAAAGAGGAUGGAGAGGGAGGGCGUGCAGAGGGUGAAGAUGUUUCUGGUGGUCACCACCGCGUACGUUAUCUUUUGGGGACCACUGUUCUUCGUCACUCUGGUGAAUCAUCCUAUCAUCGGGAUUACAACUGGUUACGAGGUGACUCUACAUAUCGCGUACAUCCACGCAUUCGUGAACCCGGUGCUCUUCCUCAGCCUGCACCGCGGCCUACGUCAAGGCCUGUCGGAGUUCUUCUGCGGCUGCUGCGAGGUGAUCGCCAGCUGGAUUCUGGGUCCAAGCAUCCCCGUGGAAAGCGUGCAGCCACCACGAUACCACGAACCCAUGGAGGCGGUGCCAUCGCCGCCGGAACCACCGCUGGUGCAACCCGAUGCGUGUCCGGAUCUAACCGACGUGGCACUGCUCAAACCACCUUUACCACCCACUGGCAAACAUUUACUGGACGACGUUAUGAUCGUACCGCCGGAUCCGUGGACUCUGGUUUCAAGGUCGAAAAGCACGUCAAGCGUUUACGAGGAAGACGUUAGUAGAAGAUCGAGCAUUUUGUUACCGCCGGCCCCGAAAAUAAGCGACUCGGAAGUGAACGUCAGCCCAACUAGCAGCGAUCUACCUAGUGAAUAAACUUUCUUAACAUGUUUCCUUAAACCAGCAAGAUUCAAUUACAGAAUUCCCUUUCUUUCGCGAACUUGGUUCAUUGCUUUGCUUAUUAUGCAUAUCAUUUGGAAAGUUUCAACGAGAAAAUUUCGAAACAAUUUCAUUACGAAUUACGUAAACGUUCGUCCAUAGCUUGGUACGUUAUUUUAUUUUAUAAAGCAGAAAAUUCCCGUUGGAUGGAAAAAGACAAAUUUUCCUUGUAGUUGUUUCAAACUGUACUAACGAGUUUUUCAACAAUUUCCGUGGAAAAUUCGAUGAAAUUAUAUUGGAAAUAGGAAUACAAUAUUUUUGGCUUGAGAGAAGAUUAAAAAAUUGUCAAGGUUAAAAAUUGAGAAGGUUAAAAAUUGUUUAACAAAUGCUUCUUCCAAGAGAGAAUAAAGUGUAACACGUUAACAAUUUGAAGAUUUUAGAACGACAAGAAGAAGAAUGUUUUAAGAAUUUUAUGUAAAUUCUUGUUUCAAUUAUUCUCAAACCUAAUCGAGGAUAGAUUGUGCGUGAUGUUAAUAUUAUAUUAAAAAUUAAUUAAUAAUUAAUUUUUUAAUGUUAAAAUGUUUGGAAAAAGCUCUGUAAAUUUGUGUAAAAAAGUCUUUGGUUGAAGUCGAUCCGUCGCAUGCUACACUACGCACGCACAAUUGCGCGAUCGAUUGUCACGAAAUUAGCGAAACUAAUCUAUAAUUUACAUUUAAACAAAUCUUUAAUUUAUAAAUUCCUCGCGUUACAAAAUUAAUAAUAACUCAAGUAUCGAUGAAAAAUCGAUAAUUAAACGGAAGAAAAAAAAAAAUUUGUAUGUCGCUAGUUGCAUUGUCGUAAAAUCUCUUCGAUCGAAUUAUUCAAUUCUUAUUGUCGUGACUAUACUUGGCGUAUCUUUAGUCGUACGAGUAAUAUAAUCAUUGAAAAAUCAAGAAACAGUAUACAAUAGAUAUUAAAUGUCAGUUAGAUGAGAAAUAAAUAUUUGGUGUAUAAGAAGACGAUGCAAGAAAUUUUUACCAAUUUUCAGAAGAUACUUGUCAUUCGUUUUUAAUCGAUGGUAUUGCGAGAUAAUUUUGUAAAAUGAUCAUAUUCGUCAGCGAUGAUGAAUUUGAUGAAAGAGCAAUUUAAUGUUUGUAAUGUACGAAAAGCUGCAAUAAACGUUCAAUUCGUCCUUCGAAAGAAAUAUCGAAAAAAUGCUGAAUAGUAUACGUUUAAUAUUAAAAAAGAUACUUAGAAUUUCUAUAAAUUCCUAUGAAUUCUCCGAAGCCGUUCCAAAAACGACCAAAGAUAUUUCCAAAACUAGAUUUGUCCAAUUUACUAAACAGAUAUGCACGUACGCGCGAUAUCUUCGCAGCGCUGAAGAGUAGAACUCGAUGAUGUCGAUCGUCUGACAGAAGAUUGCAAAUGGACGCCAACCGAGAAACUGAGUUGUCCACUUGCAAAUUCCUCUUCGUAGACUAGGAAUCCUCCUCUUCGAAACACGCAAACUUCCCAAGACUAGCGCGAAAAUGAAAAGAAGAAAAAGAAGACAAAUUCGCGGGACGUUCACUUUCCGGUCGUAACAAGCAACGUGGAUCUCGUAACGAGAUACAGGCGCGAAGAAACAAGCGGAGAGGUGGAAAGACAAAGGAAAAUCGUUGCCAAAGAGGUUCUGUAAAGAACCGUUGAAACAAUAAUCUUCGAAGAUUGCCAAAACUCGCGACGAAGAGAUAGGAGGAAUGAUCGUUUCGCCAACGUUAAGCACGUUUCCAUGUAAAACUUCGCUUUCUAGACGACUCUGUUUAGAUAACGCUAUAUUCAAUGAAACUACAAAAUCAAUGAAGAUAAAAUAAAACGAAGUAAAGUAAAGUAAAAUGAAACGAAGCAGAAGCGAAAGCGACGCGAAGAAACAAGCUAGAGAUUAUUUAAGAAAAGUAGAAAAGCGCAGAAUGUCACCGACAAAACGUAAAUAGUUCCUUAAAUUGUGAAUCGAACAGAGCAUUAGCUGCACCAAUUAGCGAUCAAUUAAGCGAUUAAUUAGGGAUACGUUAGAUAGUCUGCACCUUCGAAUGAGCUUUCCAUUAAACUGGGGACUCAAAGUGAUCGAGAUUUUGCCUCGAUUAUUACUAUUAUUAUAUAUAUAUAUAUAUAUUAUUUGCUAUUACGAUUAUCCUUAUUAUACACGUAUUAUACAGAUAAUUAUAUACAGAAGCGGAGUCGCAUGUGCGCAUAUACAGGGUGUCCGAUAAUUAAACGCUGUUCGUAGCGGUGUCGAGCGUGAAAUUGUUCGAUAUACGAUGUAUAAUGGUGAAACUGUAACAUGAUUUUCGUUGUAAUUAGACUCUUCGUUUAACGGAUAUUUGAUAUAUAUAUAUUGUAAGAUCUUAUACUACAAUUAGUUUAUUUAUAAUAAAUGGACUAAACAGAUGUUGAUUAAACAGGAAACGAUUGUUGUUUAACGUGAACUAAUCACAAUAACGUAUUACAAUUAAGACAACUAGAUGGUUAAUUUGCAACACUCGUCACCACGGAUCCAAACGCCCUCUCUCACGCGGACCACACUCUCUCGACAACACAGUUCGCACUCUCUGACUGCUCAACUAACACUGACUGUUAAUUCGUCUUUCUCCCUUAGCGUCCCUUUGUCCUUUGUCUUAGCCCCACCACGCACGUGUUCCGCAACCGCUCGUGGCCAGAGUCACGUAGGCCUUUUCGACGAAACUAUUCGAUUGACCGACAACACACUUCGGCUUUCUCGCGACAUUGUUUAUAAUUCGUCCGAUAUCUCUUAGGUCUCUCGUCCACGAUACUACAAUAUAUAUAUAUAUAUAUAUAUACACUGUACUGUCUGUUUUCGUUUGAAAUAUUCUUCAGCCAUGAAUAAAUGUUUAAUUCGUGAAUAAUGGAAUUAUGUAUUCGAAUAAAAGACUGUACGAUUCUGUAUUGACAGCUUCUCAUUUACUUCUUUCGAUGGUAAGAAAUUAACACAUUAACGUGACUGUCAAGAAUAUAAUGACGACAGAAAUUCGAUAUAAGAAUUUCAGUUCACGGUAUAUCGAAAAAUCUAUUUAUCAAAUGAAAUUUAGGAAAAUUAGUAAAAUUUCAGAUUUGUCAAAUACGUGGAAGAAACGACACGUUUCGAGAAAUGUUGUCAAAGUGAAAACGUAAUGAGAAUAAACUAGUCACUCUGUAUAUGUGUAUAUGCAGAUAAAUAUAUACCUAUACAUAUAUAUAUAUAUAUAUAUAUAUAUAUAUAUAUAUAUAUAUAUAUGUAUAUGUAUGUAUAUAUUAUAUAUUUUCUAUGCAAACAUUUAGGGAUUUCCGGACGUGCAUUCUCUGAGUUACUUUUUCUUGUAACAAAAAAAAAAAAAAAAAAAAAAAAGAAAAAGAAGAAUACACGUUUUAAUGCACGAGUUUCUCGUUUGUGCUUAAAGAUAUCUUUCCACUUUUCUCCAUUAAAUAAAAAUGUUUGAAGUUUGCUGGGAAAGAAAUAGAAAAACAGCGGUGGUUUUAAUUUAAUGGAAAAUUUGUCAGAUGUUUGUACGCGAGUUCUAAAUAAUUUCCAUCGAAAAUGAGAACAAUUUUGUCAAUACCACCUAAUGACAACAUCCGCAAUCACUUAGUUGCCAACCUUAAUAUUCGGUUUACGACUUCGCAUAACGUGUCCGAGAAUUUUGUAAAUUUGUAUUAUAUUUAAUUUUAUAUCAAUUGUACUGUAAUUGAAUUUUAUAGAAAUAUUAUGGCCGACGUUUUUUCCAUUUUUUAACGUUGUCAAACGUAUAUUUCCUACUUCUAAUAAACAGUUGUGACAAGGUCAACUGUAUUUUCCCUCAUUUGCAUAUCAUUCAUACCAGGAGCAACUAAAUCUUUGGUAACUGACGCUGAUCGAAAUUGUUAAUGACGACCGAUCGACGAAAAUUUAAACAAAUCUUCACCUAAUCGCUGCAAAUUCUAAUUUGAGAAAAAAAGAAUGAAUCUUGGAACAGAAUUAACUUUUUGAUCGAAAUUUUCCAAAGUACUCAAAAUAUACAAAAUUCUAAAAGCAUACGAAAAUCAGCAACAUCGAUUCAUCUUCAAAAAUCGACGAAAAAUCAACGAUCAAUUUCUACGAUACAAAAAUCACGAAAGCUUCUCACCCUGCACGAAUAAUUUCCGUAAAUGAUUUUAACCAUUUGAGUCCUAGGGAUCAUUGAAAAAACAUGAUCGAAAAUUAUUAUUAUUAUAAUAAAAUAUUAUUACAUACGCGUACUAUUAGUUUAUAAAUAUUCCAAGUUUUGUUCAAUAAAAAUUACUGAGAAGAUAAGAAUGAAAUACAAAACACCAUCAGUCGUCCGUAACGUUCAAAUGUACUGGCACUUUUCGACACAAAAUCUAAACAGCCACUCAAACGGUUAAAAUGUACAGAACUUAAAAAGCAUACGAAAAUCAGCAACGUCGGUUAAUCCUCGACGAUCGUUCGAAGAAAUUAGAAAAAUCAACGAUCAAUUUCUACGAUACAAAUCUCACGAAAGCUUCUCAUUCUGCACGAAUAAUUUCCGUAGAUGAUUUUUAAGAAUUUGCAUAAAUUGUAUCUCAAGAACCACCUAACCGCCAAGGAAUAAAUAAAUCAUUGAAAUAUCUAAGAAUUGAGAUAAUGAAAGAACAGUGGAACACGACAUCGAAUAUUUCGUUACUGCGAUUAUUAUUUUAUAAAUUUUAUAUAUUAUAUAAUAAAUUAUUUAUAAUUUAGCAAUAUUUACGUGGUCAACUGCUGCUUCUUACAAUGUAAACUGCGAAAAAUCGACAUCAUUCGGAAAGCAAUUCUAGCAAUUGCGCGUCAUCGCGUUGGAUAUUUCGAUAAUGGAUCGAACGUAAUACAGAAUUCAUAAUAUAAUUACCACGCAACGCUGAGAAUCCGUGCAUUCGAUCUACGAAUGCAAACAGCGAUAACUAGAACGUUUAUCGGUCGAAAUCCUCGAAUAUAAACUCCACCUGCCUUGCGAUAGCGUCUUCACAUUUCCAGCUUCCUAUACACAACAGUGUCGAUGCUAACAAGAGAAAGAGAGAAGAGAAUUGCACAACUCGUGACAGUUAUAGACCUCUGGUGGGAUAAUUUCUCACCUAACUAUAGCAAUAAAUUGAGAAAUUGUGGCUUGCAGAUAAUAUCACGCGGGUAGAACAGUUACAGAAACGAACUGGUUCCGGUGAGAACAGUUUGCAAUUUCGAUCGAAAUCUUCUGCCGUUCUUUCGUUUGUGGUAGAAAAAGAAGAAAAGAAAUAAAAGCGAAAUUGAAAACCGUCGUAUUUGUUGGGAAAGUUUGUAGGAUGAAAAUUUCUUUAUUAUCCGCUCUAUUUCUCUGUUUCCAUAAUUCGUCACGUAGUUCUUGCUUUAGAAAGAAAUUUUCCUUUUCUUUUUUUUUUUUUUUUUUCGUCGAUGCCGUCGAUCGAUACGCGUGGAAGGAAAUUUAACGCUGGAAAUACGCGAGCUGAACCGUAAUCCAGCAACAUUCGAAAGAUGAAAGAAAUAAAGUCCGGAAAAUCCCUGAAACAAUGUCAAUUUCUCUGGAAAGACUUUCGUAAGAGAAGGCGGAGCAAACUUACGAACAUUACUCGUAAAGUAUGUCUUUUAAAAAUUAUUAGAACGUGAGUGUUAGCCAGAACGACGAUAGCGUUAAGGAUAAUUAAUUUAAGUUGAUGGAUAAACGGUGCCUGGCAGAUCGAUAGAUAUUACGCGAAGAUCGUGCGAAAACAUUGAUUGCGAUAUUUGUAUCGUUGAUUAUACAAUAAUUAUUUGCGUUUAUAAUAUUAUAAUACUACGACAUCGAUGUUACUAAGCGUGUAAAUAAAGAUAGAUUAUCUUUGACAAUGGUAAUAUUUUUUAAUCUUCCUCCGCUUUAGAAACUUCACAAAGGCUGUGAUAGUAUUGGUGGAACAAAAUAAUUGUUUAAAAAUAAUUACUUCAUUGAUAUGUCAUACUGCUUAGCGCUAGCUGCAUACGUUAUUUUGAUAUUUCGUUGGAUUUAAAUAGAAGAGGCCCGAGUGGCAACGAGCAACAGGAAAAGUUGCCCGAAGCGAGACUAAAAGCUAGAAGCACUUCAAGUCGUCGGGUACAGACGUUAUAUUCCAGCUUCUGCGAAAGAAAUCUCAUUGAUCCUUUGGUGGCGUGCGAUUAUCUGGCCUCUCGAGUCUGACAAUGGCGCUCGUCCAUCAACUUAUAACAGUAAAGACUCCCUCUGGGGCGUUUAAUUUCAGUUCUUCAAGAAUAACAUUGGUUAUACGACGAAUAGAAAGGAAAUAGUACGCCAGAUACAGAGCCAAUGAAAGAAUGGAAGAACUGAGAUGAAACGACUAUGCAAACGGUACAAGCAAAUCGAGUAGAACGUUAACGACGCGAUGAUAAGAAGAUAAAUGAUAAAGAAAAUACAGAAACAGAGUAAACAAAUUUUCUCAAUGCGAUUGUAAUAAAUUUGAACGCGCAAGCAAAUUAAUUCAAAAAAUUCAAAUACGCCGUUUGAAUAUUUAUUAGAGGAUGUAACGUGAAAUGGAUUGUAAAUUAAAUUAAAUUCUUCCACGACUAUAUUAUGCUCCGUCAUUCGUAAAAUCGUGUUGAAAAAUCGAUUUGUACGAAAAAGUCGCAAUUUCAGUUUCGGCUCAAAGGGAAAAGUUCCAUUACACUGCUGUGGACGAAUCGAUGCACCCAUAAAAAAAUCCUGUCAGCGGAGAACGGAACUCAUUAAACCAUGCAAAUUUUCCCUCUUUUAUUUUUUCCUUAUUUUUAUCCGAAACGGAGUUGGUCCGGUUGCUGAGAUCGCUCUGUGCAUAAACGAGUUUAGAAACGCUACUACUUCUACUUAAGCAAGAUUGCUGCAACAAAUUUGUAAGGAAGAAGCUUACUUGAUUUAAUUAAAAAUUUCAAUGUUAUCGCUUGAUACAUUUCCCUUCCUUCUUCCGCCCGGCCAGGUUUGCAAGAAGAUGUACGAGACUGGUCUUUCCGGUUCCAGAUCCACCGAUCUGUUACAGAAUUGAUACAUAUAUUAGUUAAUAAAAUGUUUGUUCGAGGAAGUUAAACCAGUUUGCAAACUACUUACGAGAAUGGCCAUCCAAUUCAUGUUAACACACUGCGCAAGUCCCUUGAGGACAGUUUUCUGCUCCCUCAGGAGUAAUAAAUCAUCAUUCUCGUACACUGCAGAAUCGCUGCGAUCCAAUAUUUCGUCUCCCAAAAAGAGCUUCUUUCUCGUCAAGUGGACUACGUACUCUGGAUCUGGUAAAGGCCAAUCAUUUUGUAAGAAAAUCUUAUUAUAUAUCUCGAUCACCUGUAAUUAAAAAACAUUUAAUAGUUAGAUAGAAGUUUAUUUCAUCAUAUAUUGUAAGAAAUACAUUGUAAGAUUGUAGAGACAUGAAAUUUAAUUACACAGCAAAUAAUAUUUUCGUGAAUUAAAAUUAUUGAUAUUAUAAAUAUUAAAAACAUUACGUUAUA